Erigeron canadensis is the source of this 1100-nucleotide messenger RNA. RefSeq names its product homeobox-leucine zipper protein HAT22-like. Bases 206 to 1039 code for a protein of 277 amino acids. Gene Ontology annotation, molecular function: sequence-specific DNA binding; DNA-binding transcription factor activity, RNA polymerase II-specific. The transcript is spliced from 3 exons. The record is from RefSeq and is a predicted model, not a curated record. NCBI's taxonomy places the organism in Eukaryota, Viridiplantae, Streptophyta, Magnoliopsida, Asterales, Asteraceae. Gene Ontology annotation, biological process: regulation of DNA-templated transcription.
UACCAUAUUCCAUUUUCUACAUAUUCAUUCAUCUCGUUUUUAAGCAUCAUCAUACCUUUCCACACUUCACAUCCACCAUACCUAGCUUACCCCUAGCAUAUAUUUUCCUCCAUAUUAUUAUCAUUUAUUUUCCUCCUCUUUAUAUAUAUAUAUACUUACAUACACCCCAUUUCUUCUAAACUUCAUUAAUUAAUUCAUCAAUCAAAUGGGGUUUGAUAGUGUUUGUGACACGGGACUUGUCUUAGGACUAAGCCUUAAUUCAUCACCAAUCACCAAGGGUGUGGUGACCGAAAAAAUGGCAAUUUUCGAGCCAUCACUAACGUUAGGUCUUUCUAGCAACUUUCAUCAUGACUACCAUAACACUUAUAACAACAAACUAGUGAGUGAUCUUGGUGGUGGAUUGUAUCGACAAGAUAGCACGGUAAUUAGCGGUGGAGGUUCAUCAUUUUCGAACAAUAACAUGAGUGUGAAAAGGGAGAGAGACCAGCUUGGAACUAGUGAAGAAUGCGAAAGAGUUUCAAAUGAUAAUAAUUAUUCAAGAGUGAUGAGUGCAACAAGUGUUGAUGAUAUUGAAGAUGAUGAUGGUUGUGUUAAUGGUAGGAAGAAACUUAGGCUUACCAAGCCUCAAUCUGCUCUUCUUGAAGAAGCCUUUAAACUUCAAAGCUCUUUAAACCCUCAGAAACAAAAGCAAGAACUUGCAAGGGAGCUAAAGCUAAGGCCUAGGCAAGUUGAAGUUUGGUUCCAAAAUAGAAGAGCCAGGACGAAAUUGAAGCAAACCGAAAUGGACUUUGAACACUUGAAGAAAUGUUGUGAGAAAUUAAAUGAUGAGAAUCGAAGACUCCAAAAAGAGCUUCAAGAACUUAAAGCAAUGAAGUCGUCUCAACCGUUUAUUAUGCAGUUGCCGGCGGCCACUCUCACCAUGUGUCCGUCGUGUGAAAGGAUUGGAGACUCUAAAUCCUCCGCCGUGAAGAACCCUUUUACCAUGACUGCUAAACCUCACUACUUUACUUCUUUCGUUAAUCCAUCUACCGCCUGUUAAUAGAUCAUUAAUUCUUCUUUGUGAUUUAAUCACACACAUAUAUAUAGUUUGGUUAUGAAAA